GCCCCGCCCCAGAUGUUCGAGAUCCCCGCGGAGAUGCUCCAGGGCAUGAUGGGCGGCGGCAUGAUGGGCGGGGGCCGCGGGGGGCCGCCGCCGACGGAGUGGCCCAAGACGGAGAACUCGGAGGUCGAGCCGGAGUUCGAGUGGCUGACGAACACCGAGUGGAAGGGCAAGACGUCCAGCUACCUGCUGCUCCGGGACGGCAUCGUCGAGUCGAGCCUCAAGGAGUGCGAGCCGGAGGGCCAGUGCCUGUGGGCCGCGAACGGCAACAGGGUG
Messenger RNA from Prorocentrum cordatum, 273 nucleotides. The record is from the annotation of a GenBank genome assembly. NCBI's taxonomy places the organism in Eukaryota, Dinophyceae, Prorocentrales, Prorocentraceae.